Cimex lectularius (bed bug) is the source of this 2312-nucleotide messenger RNA. RefSeq names its product regulator of chromosome condensation-like. The coding region runs from base 151 to 1443 and encodes 430 amino acids. Lineage: Eukaryota; Metazoa; Arthropoda; Insecta; Hemiptera; Cimicidae. Gene Ontology annotation, cellular component: cytoplasm. Gene Ontology annotation, molecular function: guanyl-nucleotide exchange factor activity. The transcript is spliced from 9 exons. The record is from RefSeq and is a predicted model, not a curated record.
GGAAAAAGCGAAGUGGGGAGAGAAACACGUGGGAUAACCAACGUUGAAAACGAACUUGGUACGCUCCUUUAGCUUGGUACAACAGAAGCUGCCCCGGCUUAUAUUUCUUCUCCGGUAUUUUAAGUAAUUUUUUAACCUAAAACUUCACAGAUGGCACCUUCAAAGACCAACCUGAAGAGGAAAACGUCAAUAACCCCGAGUAAAACACCGACGAAAAAGGUUCGGAAAUUAAUCUUAUCAGAAAUUACUGAGACCACCACUUUUGAAACUGAAAACAAGGAGCCUUGUAAUGUUAUUGUGAUUGGGGAUGGUGACACCGGCCAGUUAGGCCUCGGCCCUGAUGUUACAGAGAAAGCGAGGCCAGCUGUAGUUGCCAAUUUAAAAGAUGUUGUAGAGGUUGCCGUCGGAGGGAUGCACACAGUUGUUUUAACUAAAGAUAACAAAGUUUUAACUUUUGGCUGCAAUGAUGAAGGUGCUCUCGGGAGAGAUACAAGUGUUGAAGGCUCUGAAACUUCACCUGCCCCAGUUGACAUUCCAGCAAAGGUUGUGCAGAUAUCAGCUGGGGACUCUCAUACUGCAGCGAUCACAGAUGAAGGUCUUCUCUAUGUUUGGGGUACAUUUAGGGAUACUCAUGGAUCGAUGGGUCUAUACCAGAAGGAAAUUGAAAAGUUUCCUAUAUUGAUUAAAAGUAGUGUAAAAUUUUCAAAAGUAGCAUCAGGAGCUCACCAUUUGGUCCUCUUAGGAGUUAAUGGGAAUGUAUAUACAUCUGGUUGUGGGGAGCAAGGACAGUUAGGUCGUUUGUCUGAGCGUGCAGCCCAUAGAUAUUCCCGACAUGGUUUAGGGCGCCUUUUAACACCGACUUUGGUAAAUAUGCCAUUUUCCGUUCGGAAUAAAAUUAAUAUUGUUAACAUCUGGACAGGAUCAUACAACACAUUUGUCCAAAAUACAAAUGGCGACGUGUAUGUAUUUGGUUUAAAUAACCACAAUCAACUGGGGAUUGAUAAUUCCUCUGAAGAUAAUAAUGUUUACUUUCAUCCUACAUUGAGUAAAACUUUAUCCGGAAAGAAUUGGGUAAAGAUUUCUGGUGGAGAACAUCAUACACUUGCCUUGGACGAUACUGGUACAGUCUAUGCUCUCGGUCGAAAAGAGUACGGUCGGCUUGGCCUGGGAGAAAACUGUUCAGAUGCUGUUAAGCCCACUGAAGUAAAAAUUGGAGAAAAUGAGAAAUGUUCAGACAUUUCUUGCGGGAGUUUUACAUCCUUCGCUAUUACUAAGGAUGGAAAACUCCAUUCUUGGGGUAUGAGCUCUAACAUGCUUGGUCAUGGCGAUAGUGGUGAUGAUGUGUUUGUACCUACUUUAGUUAAGGGGAAGCAGUUGGAAGACAAAACAGUGUUGAAAGUAGCAGGCGGAGGGCAGCACACUGUGGCACUUAUCAAGGCAUGAUAUUUACAAAAUAAUAGUCCACUUUGAACAGACACUUAAUUUAUUUUGUACAUAUCUUUUAAUAAAUAGUUUUAGGAAAACUAAUAUCUGAUGUUAUGUAUAUAAUCUUGUAUUAAAUGUAAUAACUGUAGAUGGUUUACAUACAAUGUCUCUCCUGUUUAAGAAUUUGUAGUUUUUGUUGUAAUGUAAUUAUUUUUACUUUGCUGCCUUACAAUUUUUUUAAAUUAUUUUUUAAGUGAAAUUUUGUGAUUUAAUUGAUUCAAAAUUUAUUUAUUAACAUUUCAACUCUACUUGUCAUUAUUUGUGCCAUGUUCGCAGAUUAGUUUGUUCUAGCCCUAGACCAUAAUUUAGAUUGUCUUAAAUUUCAUCCUCAUGUAUUGCUCUUUUUCUUCUCUUUUUUUCUACACAUAUUUGUUUUAAAUAAUUUUUAUGCUAAAACAAAUUCUUAAGUUAAUGCAUUGUGUAUUCUAUAGAAUAAUGCAGUCACAUCAUGUUUUGUUUUUUUUCUGAAAGAGUGAAAAUAUGUUUUUAUCAACAAUUUGUUGGAAAAAUAAAGGUUUUGACCUUAUUCAAAUUUGUUAUAGUAGAUAAAUAGACAAGAUGGAUUGUACUAUUAUAACAACAGUAUCAUAUUGAAAGAAAUUAAUGACCUGACACAGUACACACUUUUGGUCAUUGCUAACUUUCUUUAGCAUAUUAUUAACUAAUUCAAUGUUUGAUUUAUAAACAAAUAAUUAUGUUCCUUUUUGUUUUCAGUAUGAAAUAUAUUUUAGCAUUUUCAAUGUAAUAUACCUUUUAAAUAAGUUAAUUAAAUAACCUAGCAGAUUAUUUUCCAGAUAACGUCUUAAUAAAAACAAAUGUUUUGAGAA